GUCACCUUCGCGCCGUUUUCCGUUUGUCGGAUGCCACGCUCUUUCUUGAUACUACUAUUCGGUGAAGAAGCGUGAAAGAAGCACACAACGAAGACAAUCAUGUUCACGAGACAGAGACGGACACAAGUGUGCCACGGCUCACUUGACACUAACCACUGAAUAAGAGGUUUCACGCCGUUACUCAGAGCUGCUCGUGAUAUUGCUACUACCCAUCUUCUUGCCGCUCACCAUGUCUGGCAGUAGCGUCAUCCGGCUUGUGGCCCUGGGCAACGGCGUCUGGCUCGAUGAGAUCAGGAGAACAGGUCAACAACCAAUCAGGGAUGUGCCCGGCGGCUCAGUCACAUUCGCUACGGUGGGAGCACGACUCUUCGUGCCCGAUGAACCAAGAUCAAUCGGACUUGUCUUUCAUGCUGGCGCAGAUUUCCCACCGGAUGUCAUUGAGCUCUUCCGAAGCUGGGGUGUGACACUUGAUCUGAAACAUGUCAAGGCCCCAUCCGCGCGAGGUGUAGUGUUCUACGACGAGGCCAACGAUGAGCGGAAAGGCUUCGAGCGCCUUACAAAGCCGCUGCCAAUAACAGUGGAUGAUUUGUCAGGCACGCGACUGCUUGCGGCCAGUGCCUUCCACUUCUUCGGCACAGCGCAGUACGUAGAAGAGUCAGUGUCGCACCUUGUCCGAUUGCGCCAAGCCAAUCAUCAUAGCCAAACCCGACCCUUUGUCGUUUGGGAGCCCGAAGCUAAGUCAUGCCGGCCGGACACGCUCUCCGCGCAUCAGCAAGCAGCUUCCUCGGUGAAUGUGUUCUCACCUAACCACUUAGAGCUUGCAAGCUUCUUCGCAGACGCCACGGCGACCUUUGACAAGGCCGUCAUUGAGCGACAUGCUGCAAUGUUUCUCGAUGCAGGUAUCGGUACUAACGGAGAAGGCUGCAUAAUUGUUCGUGCGGCAAGUCAUGGCUGCUUGGUCAUGUCACGCCAGGUGGAGGCUCGCUGGCUGCCAGCAUACUAUGAACCCGGCUCGGGGAAGAUCAUUGAUGCUACAGGCGCUGGAAACGCUUUCUUGGGCGCUUUCAUAAUUGGUUGGCUGGAAACGGGAAGUUUCCUUGAAGGCGCCAUUUGUGGACAGGUCGCUGCAAGCUUUGUCAUUGAGCAGGUCGGACUACCAAGACUGUCUGGUCACGGUUCAAGUGAGGUAUGGAAUGAUUGCAACGUGAUUGAUCGUCUGGUGGCGUAUCGUAAGAGGUUCAAAGAAGACGGAGAGAAGGGGGGAAGGGGGGGCCGCUGAGGGAAGCGACCAAUAAGAGAAGUGCUGGGCCGGUCUUGGCAGAAUCCUGCCGAGCCUUUGCAGUCGAUCAACUGCACACCU
Messenger RNA from Baudoinia panamericana UAMH 10762, 1360 nucleotides. RefSeq lists its product as uncharacterized. The coding region runs from base 230 to 1279 and encodes 349 amino acids. Lineage: Eukaryota; Fungi; Ascomycota; Dothideomycetes; Mycosphaerellales; Teratosphaeriaceae. The record is from RefSeq and is a predicted model, not a curated record. The transcript has a single exon.